ACUGGCCGGCAUGACGUCACUACAGUGAUCUCGUGUGUGAACGUAUGUGAACACGGGACGCACGGGACUGUCCCAUUUCCUCUCGCGCAGUUGAUCCAUGACGGCAGUUACCAUUCUUCUCUCAACAGUUGUUCGCGAUGGUACAUCGUCUACUCAAGGUUCUGUUGCUGGUUGGCGCCACCGCGUGUUGGCCGGCCGGACAGGCUGGCCACACUUACACAGAGCCAGCUUGCAGCAAUGGGCCAAGUGGGGAUGCAUGUCAAUGUGACCCAUCCUGUGCCCAGUAUGGGGACUGCUGUCUUGACGCUCCAUCAUUUGUGUCCGAACAGCAGCGACAUGGAGCUUCUCUCUUCACCUGCAGUGAUAAAGAUGUGUAUAUGAUGUCAUCAUGUCCCGCGGAAUGGAAAGAUCCAUCAACUCGUUACCGCUGUGAACACCAUGACACCAGUUACCGGGACCCUCUGUUUGACGUACCAAUAACGAGUUCUCGUACCAACAUAACGUAUAGCAACAGACACUGUGCGUUGUGCCAUCAUGAUCUUGAUGUCGGUACAAGCAACAUCUGGUCCAUUUACUUUUCAUGUGAAGAUGCAUGGACAGACCUUGAUGAUGAAGAGAUCAUAAAUUACCUUGUGUACAAUACAACAACUUCGUCAUGGAUUCUAAACAUCACUGAAAACCCAGAGUUCAUGAUAUUUCAGAACUACAAGCAAGUGUACAGCUGCAAGGUGGGGGUGCAGGCACCUGAAGAGUUGCUUGAAGUUAUGCGCGCUUGUGACAGUAGCACAGUGAACGUGUGCCCAGAGGACUGGACUGAUGAGGAGGUGCGGGCCCUGUGCGAGGCAUACAGUGUGCACACGUGUCUCAAUAGCACUGUGUAUCGAAAUCAGUACUGUGGAAUGUGUAACAACAAUGGCAGUUUUCAAGGAUCAGUUUGCCUCGAUGUUGGGACAAGAUUGAAGACUACACCACGGCCACCUGAUUUCACAGUGUUGCUAGAUUGGCAUAGACUGAGAAGAAGGGACACGUGCCAGCAGGUGACAGAAGAAUAUGAUCCGUUUACAAGAACCUGUCGUCCUGUGUUUGUGGAAGCAGAAGGGCUAGGCAUUGAAGCUUCCGAAGUUGACAUCAGUGCCGAAGUGCCAUAUGAAAUUAACAGUGGCAUCGCUGUGGCAGAUAUGGUAGCUGAAAACUACACCAGUGCCAGUGUGAAUGAAACGUGUGCCUCAAUCCUUGACACCUGUCUGAAGAUUCGACUUGAAGCUCACGAGUAUUACAUAAAAGAUAAUGAUUCCAUGGUUGUGUUUAUACCAGCAUACAAUGCAACUUUGCGACCGUGUGAGUACAGGAUUGGUAACGACAGUCGAUUGAAUAUCUGUUUACCAGAGUUUGGCACAGAGAAUGUGGGGGAGUCAGUCAAGGGUCUGGGCUACAUUACUAUGGUGGGGGUCAGUCUGUCGAUAUUUUUCCUUGUGUUACACCUCUUGAUAUUUGGCAUGACUCCAAAACUUUGUAACUUGUCAUCUAUGAAUUUAGCAUCCUUAAGUGCCUCACUGCUCCUGAUGUACUGUGCAUUCUUCGCUGGCAUGUUUCUCCAGCAGACACGUGUCCCGUGUUGUGUCAUGGCUGUUAUCAUUCAUUAUGGCCUGCUUGCUUCCUUCUGCUGGAUGCUUACCAUAGCAUACGACAUCAACAGGGUUCUCCGUCAAGCUACCAAACAGCUGCUAGUAUCAAGAGGUAAGCACUGGCAGAGGUUUGUACUGUAUUCUCUGUGGAGUUGGAUGGCUCCUGCCAUCAUCAUUGGUGCAGCACUGGGAGCCGAGUUCUCUGGUGACGAGAUGUUAGAAUAUGUACGGCCUGGCUAUGGUACUAAUGACUGCUGGAUCAGCAGAGCCAGUGGACUGCUCAUCUUCGUGGUGGCGCCACUCGUGGUUGUCAUGGUACUCAAUGCUGUGUUCUUCUUCUGGAGUGCGUAUCUGAUCUGUAGCACCACAUCCAUGCUGCAGAACCUGUCCAGAACCCGCAAAGACUUCCGUCUCUAUGUCCGCCUUGCACUCAUUAUGGGUCUGACAUGGGUCACUGGCCUCAUUGCAGGAUUUGCUGAUGUUUUAGUGUUAUGGUAUGCAUUUGUCCUCCUCAACACAUUGCAGGGACUGUUCAUCUUCUUGUCAUUCAGUUGUACCCGGAAAGUUUGGCAUGGGUUGUGUGCAGAGCAAGCGCUGCAACAUCCCAGGGAAGCACAAGAGGCAAAGUCGGCGUUCACUCCAGGCACUGCUACAACAAACACAUGACAUGCUCACAUCUGGUGUUGUGAAGUGUUUUGCAAGUGCCGAACAUGUCACCAUUUUUAGAUGGACGCAGACAUCAGCUGAGUAGCUCAGUGAGUGCAAUAACUAGGCUAAGGGCUGGUUGACUGGAGAAUCAGUGUUUGAUACCUGAAGGAGGCAGACUUUUCUCAUUGCUGUUUCUCCAGAUCAGCUCUGUGGCCUACCCAGCCACCUGUGCAAUGGGUACUGGGGGCUGUUUCCUUGGAGGAAGAAUGGCUUGGGUGUGGCGCUGACCACUCACUUCCAUGUAAUGCUGAAGGCUAAGAAACACUGAAGCUACACCUAUAUAAGAAGGUCACAGCUCAUGGUGGGCUGUAGUUGUAGUUCUGUACCUUUUAUGAGAUGGGAUACAUAGUAAAGCUUGUGCUACUUUUGUUAACAUAGAGUAUUUGUUUCUGCACACGAGUUACUUGAAUCAGAAUCAAAGUGGUAAAGGACUUCUCUUGUACAGGAAGUAUCAGUACUUAAUCCCGGAAAGUCAUGUCAUAGCAGUAUGAACAUUACAUCUGGUGUAAUGGUAAUUUUGGAUUGAAGUGAGUGAAAGAUCAGUUUCUAAGCUUGGGUGUGAUGAAUGUUAUGGAAACAGAAUGUGGACUGAAGUAACCUCUGCAAAUUUCAGUUGGAGGAGGAGGAAGUGUUAUGUGUAUAUAACAAUUCUUAUAUAUAUUUAUUUAAGUAUUUAAAUUUGCAUCCAUCUAUUCAGUUUUGGGGCAUGUGGUAGAAUAGUUGGUUGAGCCACUAUGCUUCAAGUCAGGAGGUUGCGGGUUCAAUUCCUGAUGAGGUUAUUUGAUUUUUCAAUUGACCUAAUUGAUUGAGCCUCCCUAUGGCUCUGGAGUAGACUCAGCCUCUAACAGAAAUGAGUACCAGGAAUCUUCCUGGGGGUAAAGGGUGGCCAGUGUAUAAGGCUGACAACCUCACUGCUCUCUGUGAGCUGACUAUAGAAAACUGGGAGCAUCAAUGUCUCACAGCCUGUUACAGGGAUAGCUUUACCUUUUUUUACCUUUUCAGUUAUAUUAACUGUCUCAUUACUGUCGUUUCUUUUGCUAUGAGGGAAGUACCAUUAUCAGAAUUUAAAGUAAGUUGUGGUGACUGCCACAUAUAACCAGUGCAGAUAAGACAAAUGCAUACUCAUCAUUUAAACUGCACACAUGAAAUGAAAAUAUUGUAACGUGUUUACGUUACAGAAGACGCCGCAGAGAUCGUUAAUUGGU
Cryptotermes secundus is the source of this 3538-nucleotide messenger RNA. RefSeq lists its product as uncharacterized. Gene Ontology annotation, molecular function: G protein-coupled receptor activity. The record is from RefSeq and is a predicted model, not a curated record. Gene Ontology annotation, biological process: G protein-coupled receptor signaling pathway; cell surface receptor signaling pathway. Gene Ontology annotation, cellular component: membrane. Lineage: Eukaryota; Metazoa; Arthropoda; Insecta; Blattodea; Kalotermitidae. The transcript has 5 exons. Bases 138 to 2291 code for a protein of 717 amino acids.